AUGGGUUCAAAAUUAAGUCGACAUAAUGCAGAUGGUAAUGGUGAACAUUUAAGUAAAGAAACAAUCGAAGAACUUUGCCAAGAUACUGGAUUUAGUGAAGAAGAAUUACUAACUUGGCACACAAAUUUUUAUACCGAUUGUCCUGAUGGUAAAUUAACGUUAAAACAAUUCGAACAUGAAUAUUCGAAAAUAAUGGGAAAACCUACACAAAAAACAUCGGAAUAUGUUAAACAUAUGUUUAAUGUUUAUGAUGAAGAUAAAAAUCAAUUUAUCGAUUUUAAAGAAUUUGUUAUGGCAUUAUCUGCUGCUUCAGUUGUCAAUCGUCUUCGUCUUGUUGAAACACUCUUCUGUAUAUUCGAUUUAGAUAAUGAUGGAAGAAUUACAAAAGAUGAAAUGGCUAAAAUGUUACAUACACUUGUUGAUGUAACAAAUUCAAGUAGAAAACAUCAUCAACAUCAACAUCCACAUCAUCAUAGUAGUAAUAAUAAUAAUUAUCAUGCAAAUGAAGAUGAUUCAACUAAACAAGUUGAUUUACAAAAACGUAUUGAUGAUGCAUUUGAGGAGUUUAAUACAAAUGAUGAUAAUCAUAUAACAAAAGAUGAAUUUAUUGAAUGGUAUAUGAAAACAGGUCUGUUAUCAGACGUUAAAUCAAAUGAAAUUAAUGUUCAUCAUACAUCACGUUUACAACAACUUGAUAAAAAAUCUCGAAAAAUCAAACAACAAAAAUUAAGUGUACAUGAUAAUAAAGAUGGAGGUCAUCGUCGUCGUAGUUCACUUGUUCGUUAUAUGUCACAUAUGAUGGAACAUAAACCAGUAUCAAAUUUAGACGACGAUGAUGAUGAUAAUUCUAAUGUUGAAGUUAAUCAAAAUAACGAAAAUAAUAAUAAUGGUGACGAUUCAAGAAUACGUGCAAGAAUAGAUUCAGAUGAUAAUGAUUCACAUUAUUCAAAAGAAAAUGAACGCUGGCAACAUUUAUUUAAUUCUGUUCUCGGACAAAUUCGUGCACAACGUACAAGUGAUGGAAAUCAACUAGAACAAAAUAAUUUAGAUAAUUCUAAUCGAAUUAGUCACUUUAAUUCAUGGAAAAAACAUGGUGAAGAAAAACUUAAAACAGAAUAUUUCAAACAAAAAUCUAAUGAUUCUUCAUUAACACCUGAUGUUGUUAGUAUUCGAUUCUAA
Molecule: messenger RNA, 1179 nt
Organism: Adineta steineri
Lineage: Eukaryota; Metazoa; Rotifera; Eurotatoria; Adinetida; Adinetidae
Source: the annotation of a GenBank genome assembly